AUGGUGUUUGCUGUGGUUUUGUUCUUUGUCGGUCUGGCAUAUGCGGGCUCAACAAGGUUUCAGGACACCAGUAUACACUCUAGAGACUUUUCAAAACCUGCCGUUGACUAUUUUCUUUGCCGACACUGUGGUACAGAUAUUUCACCGGUCCAAUCACUUAUAUCAAUUGAUAGUCCAGCUGCUUUACAAAGCCAAACAUAUCAAUUAUUUGGUUUAAAUGAUGUCCAAGUCCAAACUGUUAAGAAUACAUUGAACUUCCAAUUUCAAAUUAUUAUAUUAAAAAAAACUUUGUGUGUUGGUAAAGGCAAUGUGAGUCAUAAUGUUAAAAUGUAUUUAGAUAUAUAUAAUUUUUUUGAAAUUGAAGUCUUAAUAUUUUUAAAAUGCUUAUGCUCGGUUGCACCAAAUUUGUUGUUAUUUAUUUAUAAAUUUAUUGUUAAAUAUUUAUAUAAUGAUAACUUAAUGGUUGAUAGAUUAAAAUUUCAACACGUGUUAAAUUUACGAGUAAUGCUCAAUCAUUGUUUUAUAUUCAAUUUAUUACUAGAAUACUGGUUAACAAAUAAACAGUUUCACUGUACCAAUGAGUAGAAGUAACGCAAAACAUUGAUAACACAAUUUACCUAUACAUACAUUUUUACACAAUGGUAAAUAAAGUAUACUUGAUAAAGUACAUUUUUUCAACAAAAAAAAUUUAAAACUUGGCUUAUGCAACAGAAUUUAUUUAAACUCCAGAUAAAUGAGCUUAUAAAGAUAUAUAUUUGGUGCAACCCGGCAUUGGUAUAAUAUUUAAUUAGUAGUAUUUUAAUUAAUUUUUUUUAUGAAUAAAGAAAGACUUCAAUUGGUUUUAAAAAUAUUGACUUAGAUUUACAAAAUCUUUUUAGAUUCACCAUUGAUUUUUAUACUGCCUAUUCCUAAAUAAUAUUUAAAAAAAAAAAAAAAUUAUAAUUUUAUAAAAAAUAAAUAUAUAUAACAUUACAUAAUAUUAUAUUUGCAUUAGUUACCAAACCAAUAUAUAGGAUAUGAUAUAAACCAUAGGAUUAUAAUAUUUCUACUACCUACUGUAUUAUAAAUAUAUUUAACAAUAAACAAAUUUUAUUAAUUAAUGAAAUACUUUUAUAGAUCUGUAUAGAUUUUUGUUUUACCUACUAUUAAUUGUUAUUAAUAAUUAAAUAAGUAUAAAAUUAUAUAUAUAUAUAUGUUUUAUAUUAUAGUGGCAGUCUGAAGAUUCUUGGUAUCCUGGAUACGUGUGGAAAGUUUGUGUAUGUGCUCAAUGUGGACGUCAUAUUGGAUGGUAUGUAUUAAGUGUUUAUAGUAACUCAGUUAGUAGACAGAUUUGGAAUAAGGGGAAGUAUGUAAAGUUGAAUUGUUUUUAUUGAUUAUUUUUUGAUAACCUAAUUUAAUAUCAUUAAAAUAAUUGAAUGAUAAUUUUAAUUUUUAAAAAAUAUGUUAAUAUAAAAUAAACUAUCUAAGUAUUAUUUUAAGAUAAUAUGUUCCUUAAUUUAAUCAAAUUAACAAAUCAAUGAUCAUUUAUAUGACAAAUUGUAACUUUUUUUAUUUUAAUAAAUUAUUAUACUUUAGGAUGUUUGAACCUUUGCACUUGGCAACUAAUGAUAGAAUAUAUCCAUCACAAGAAGGUUUUUAUGCUGUCAUCAUCUCGAGUAUAAUUAAUGAAUUCUGUAAGUUUAACAUUUAAUUAUGAUUUAUUAUAUUUUUAUAAAGUUUGUUUGAACAAUUAUUGACAAUUCCACAUUGGAUAUAGACAAUAUUAUAGUUGAUAACUUAAGGUCUUCGAUUUUUUUUUUUUUUUGAUUAUGUAAAUUAUAGUAGUUAUAAAAUUUUUUUUUCUAAACAAUGUGUAAUUAUAUAUUCAAAUACCAAAUGAUAACAUCUGUCAUAAACCACUAAGCAACUGACUAGUGAUCAUAAUCUAAAGAUAAAUCUAUAAUAUUAUUAUAUUAAUCAAUAAUUUGGUGGGUACUCAAUACUCAGCAUACGAAUAUACUAUUGAUCAAGAUUCUUAAUAUCUAGGUUCUUUAAAUAAUUCCAUCAAAUGUCAAUAAUCUAUAGUUGAGAGUAAUUUUGCUCUAAGAUUAAUUUAUCCAGUAGAACAUUUAUACUUCACUUAAAUAAAUAUAUAAUUAAAACAUAUUUAACAUAUUUAUGUUGAAGUAAUACAGGGUGUCCCAUAAUGUUCUAUGGUUUUUUACUAUAGUUCUAAUCUAAGAGUACUAAUCAGUUUGUUUUUCAACAUUUAAAUUUUUAAGUGAGAUUAAAGCGCUUAAACUGUGAUGUUUCACAUACUCAUGGUAAUAAUGUGUCAAAAAUAGUUCAUAUUAAUUGAUUAAUGUAUCAUGGAAAUAAAAUUAAAGAUUGCUUAAGGGAAAACAGCAUUCAUGAAAAAUAGAAACUUACUGUGUUCUACAAACAUAAGCUUACGAGUGAGAAAAUAGCUAAUAAAGUAUAUGUGUGGAACGUUGCACUAUACAGAUGUGAAUCUUGGAUACUGAAUAAAGCGGAACAAAAAUGUCUUGAAAGUUUCAAGAUGUGGUGUUGGAAAAGGAUAUUGCAAGUGAGGUGGAUGAAUGAAGAACGAAAAAAAGUAUACUAGAUGAAAUAUAUGAAACCAGGACGAUACUUAAUACGAGUGAUGCUCACCAAUAUGUUUUCAAUUAUCAAUAUCAAUUUGUUCAUAUCAAUAUUGAUAUUGAUGUAAUUUAUGAAACUAAAAAUUAUAUUAUAAUUUUUUUUUAUUUUAUUAAAAACUAUAGGUCUAAUACCUAUAGUUACCAGUAAAUUUGUAGACAAAAAAAAAGUUUUUAUAUCAUAUUAUUACAUAAAAGAAAAUAAAACAAAGUUUGUAAAUAAUAUACAAUAUUCUUUUAGAUUCUGAGUGUAGCAAAGAAUGUAUUGGUUUUACUAUAAUGUUUAUUUUUUUGUUGUUUUUAAUUUUUUUAUCCUGUACAAAAAUUUGACCUGAAAUCUUGCUCAGAUAUUUAUGCGCCGCACCAUUUCUGGAAGAAAAUGUUGUUCGGAUGGUACUAUAGGGAGGUUAUUUUUUUAUUUUCCAUGCGGUUUUCAUAAUAUCUGGGAAAAACAAGGAUAAAAUGUAAGAAAAAUGGGAAAUUCACAAAAAUAAUGCUUUUAUUAUUUGUUAUUAAUCAAUUAAAAAUAUUCAUGGGAACUUGAAAUUUGGACAGAAAACUUAUAUUUGUCUUUUCUAGACGUGGUAAAAUUUUCAAAACAUUUGGGCCAUUUUAAAGCUUUUUAUAAACUUUUUAAUUUCUCGAGUUUUGUACGUAAUUUUUAUUCAAUAGGUACUUUGUGGUAAAAUUGUUAGACUUAAUAGAAAUGCUUGAACAUUUAACAGGAGGUUCAUUAAGAGUCUUAUUUUGUGGUCAAAUAAGAAAAUUUGAGUUUAAUGUAGUAUUUUUAUUAUAAAGUAAUUUUAAUAUCAAACUUUGACAAAAAUUGUUGAGUAAAAAAUGAUGUGGAACAAAUCUAAUUUUUAAAUUUGUUUUUUUUUUUUGAACAUAUGUAUAUUGUUGAUUUAAUAAUGAUGGUGAAGUCAGAAUUGAUCGGACUGACUAAGUUUUGAAAUUAUAGCUUUUUAAAGUUCUGAUAUAAUGCGGAUAGUGUAUUUUAUUUUAAGUAACUAAAUAUUGUCUUCUCUAAAGUAUGUUUGUCGUAGCUAAAUGGUUAUACAUACCUAUUUUCAUCCUAGAGUUCGCGUGUUUUAAAAAAAAAGUUAUUUGUGUUUUCUUUUUUCCUUUCACCUAAAGAAGGAAAAAAACAAAUGCAUUUUGGGUAUACCUACAGACCUAAGCCAUCACUUGCACUAUUUUAAUCCCAAAGUACCCCUCAAUUUGUUGUGCAAACUUUUCUAUCAAAAAUCUUGUUCCAAUUUUUUAAAUGUAACUAAUUUUCUAAAAGAAAAUUUUAUCCCGAUGGUAAUUUGAGAAAAGUCAUUUUUUGAUUUUCCCAAUAAAUGGGACAAUUUGUGAAGAACUGAGAAAAAUGUACAAAAUCUUUUGUAAAAUUUAGUAAAUCUGGUUUAUUCGAAUGUUAACUCUAGGUAAUAUAAUUAAUAAUUUUUAUUUUGUCUUUAAUUCCCUCUUGGAGAUGAAACAUAGUUUAAAAAAUAGUUUUAUUUUAUAGUUCUAAGUUGUAUUAUUGUCUUGAAUGUUUACUUUAUAGUUCAUAGUACUGAUAUUGUUUUACCUGACUUAUUUUUGUUAUUCCUUGUUAUAUAUAUCUACACUAUUUACCAAAACAAUUUUAACAAUUAUAUAUUUAUGUAAUAAUUCUUCACCUACUCUAUGCCUAUCAGGUGUUUAUAAAUAAAUAAAAUAUAUUAAGAUUAUUUUUUCUGUAGACAACUUUUCUACUAGCAAUUUUGUUUUGAUUUACAAUGAUAUCUCUUUUUCUAAUAGGAAAUCUGAUUGGAAAGGUACUUUAGAAAAGUCAUUUUUCGAUUUUCCUAAGAGUUCCCAGCAAAUGUGAAAAACAUAGAAAAAUCGGUACAAUAUUAAAUAAAUAUUAUUAAAGAAAGUAUAUAAUGUCUAUUUAAUUAUUUUACCAUAAUAUGACAUAUAUAUUGUUGACAAAACAUCACUAUCAACUAAACGGCAAUCAGAAUCAUCAUUCUUUUGUUAGCAAUGGUUUGUCGUUGUUUACAGGUAUUCAUAACUUAUAUCAGUGACUACACCCGAUUCCAUUAUCCUAGAACGUCUUUUUUCUGUUAUUUAUUUUUUUACAUUUUAUUUUAUUUUAUCCCGUUUACAAAUCCUGUCAUUGAGAUAAAUGUUUAAUAUAGGACCCUUAUCGAUCAAACUAUAAAAAUAUUGUUAUUAAAUAUUAAACAACUCAAAGAAUUAUUACUUAUCGACUAUGUGUUAGUGUUUAUUGUUUUUGCUAUUAAUUAACUGUUAAAAUAAAUAGAAAAUAGAAACUCGAAUAUUGAUAACAUUGAUAUCGGUAAAAUUUGCUCGAUAUCGAUACCAUUAUACAAUAUUGUUGUGCAUCACUAUUGAAUACAAUUAGAGACAAAAUAUAGUAUAUGAUUAGACUUGGCCUAAGACACAAAGAUGAGCUUCUACAUACUAUAAUAGAAGGGAAGAUAAAUGGUAAAAGAAACCGAGGACAGUCAAGAACAUCUUUUAUCAAAAAGUUAAUGUACAAUGUAGGACUAAUAAUAAAUUACCAGGAAUUGUAGAGUUAGUUGGUACUAUAAAUAAGUGGAGGAAUUAUGGGAAACCAACCUUAGGGUUGUAUACCAAAGAAGACCAAUGUUAUUUGCCAACUUAAUUUGUUUUAAGAAUACUUAAACUAAAUUGUUGUUCAACUAUUGCUUAGCUAUUUAAGUAUUUCUUGAAUAUGUUAUCAAUAUUCUUUAAUACAUGAAAUUGAUAUUUUGAUGUUUGUGAAAUAUAGUUUACUUAGAUUUUUAAACACUAAUUCACAAUUUUACAGUUAUUGAAAAUUAUUAGUUCCUAACCUCAUUACAAAAUUGUUAAAAUUAUUGUUUAGGAACAAAAAUAUCGAAAAAAUUACUUUAGGUGUUCCUUACCUAAGUAUCUUUAAAAACUAACAGUGUAACACAACCUAACUUUAUCAUUAUUUAAGGAUAAAUUUAUCAUUAAGCAAAGUAUAGUUAAGGCGAGUUUAAAUAUGAAUUUGUGAAAAUGGGUAUUAGUUUCUUAAUCAAAGUGUCCAAUAGUUACCUAAAUAAUCGUAUUUCUAUCUAACUGUUUAAAAAAUUAUUUUAUUAUUGUUUGGAUAUUGAAGAAUGUAUAAAAAUAUCAAUUAUGAGUUACCAGUUCAUUGCUAAAAUUAUAAUUUAUAAUAUUUUUUUCACAAUCCUACAAUAUUCUCUUUUUUAUUACCUAGUAAUUAGUAAGUAUGUCAGUUUGAUAACUUUGUUUUGUUUUAGAUGCUGACUCAUUAAUUGUAAUACCAAAACAUUUUUCAACAAUAGAAAUAAUUGCAGAUUAA
Messenger RNA from Cinara cedri, 5988 nucleotides. The record is from the annotation of a GenBank genome assembly. NCBI's taxonomy places the organism in Eukaryota, Metazoa, Arthropoda, Insecta, Hemiptera, Aphididae.